UGUCAAAGUCAUUACAUAUGGCGGACGCGGCGAAGAAAGCCGCUGUAUUUUUGUUUGCUUGCAUUUUUAUUAAUUUCGAGUUUAUAAAAUAGUUUUUAGGUUUACAAAAACUAACAUUCGUCUUCGUGAAUUGGUUUGUUCCGAUAUGCAUGUCGUUAUUGGUGUGAAUAAUCGCAAAUAAAUCGUUGGCAAGAUGACUUCUAUUAUCAAGUUACACUGUCUAUCUGGCGCUGGAGACGAGUCUCCGCCGUGCUAUGUACUACAAGUAGACGAAUUCAAGUUCCUACUGGACUGCGGAUGGGACGAGAAGUUUGAUAUGGACUUCAUCAAAGAACUGAAAAGACAUGUCAAUACAAUAGAUGCUGUUCUGCUUUCUCACUCGGAUCCUCUCCACCUUGGAGCCCUACCCUAUGCCGUCGGCAAGCUCGGACUGAACUGCCCGAUCUAUGCAACAUUACCUAUUUACAAAAUGGGUCAGAUGUUUAUGUAUGACUUGUAUCAAUCUCACAAAAAUGUGUCCGAUUUUGAGUUGUUCACGUUGGACGAUGUUGAUGCUGCAUUUGAUAGGAUCACACAGUUGAAGUAUAAUCAAAGUGUUGAUAUGAAAGGUAAAGGCCUAGGCCUCCGCAUCACGCCACUGCCGGCCGGGCACACCCUCGGCGGCACCAUCUGGCGAAUUGCAGCCCCGGGCGAAGAAGACAUAGUGUACGCCCCGGACUUCAACCACAAGAAGGAGCGGCAUCUCAACGGCUGUGAGAUAGAGAAACUGAUGAGGCCAAGCUUGAUGCUGCUUGGAGCUAUGAAUGCUGAUUAUGUGCAGCAACGGCGGAGGCUCAGGGAUGAGAAACUUAUGACAACAAUCCUAACAACUCUCCGCGGUGGGGGCUGUGUGCUGGUGUGCACGGACACAGCGGGCCGUGUGCUGGAGUUGGCACAUAUGCUGGACCAGCUGUGGAGGAACAAGGACUCCGGCCUUGUGGCUUACUCCUUGCUGCUUCUAUCUAAUGUCAGUUACAACGUGGUGGAAUUUGCUAAGUCUCAGAUAGAAUGGAUGAGCGACAAACUGACGCGUGCGUUCGAAGGCGCUCGCAGCAACCCGUUCGCGUUGCGUCACCUGCAGCUCUGCCACUCCGUCGCAGAGGUCACCAGGACUCCGGGCCCUAAGGUGGUGCUGGCGUCGUUCCCGGACCUGGAGUGCGGUUUCGCGCGGGACCUGUUCCUGCAGUGGGCGCCGCAUCCCAACAACUCCAUCGUGCUCACGGCCAGAACAUCACCUGGCACGCUAGCAAGAGACUUGAUAGAAAAAGGCGGCGAUCGUGUGAUUGAGCUGGUCGUGAGGAAACGCGUGCGACUCGAGGGGGCCGAGUUAGAGGAGUUCCUUCAGCAGCAGCGGCUCAAGGUCAACAAUACUGUCAAAGAAGAAACAGCUGGCCUCUCGUCUGAUUCAGAAUCGGACGGAGAAUUGGAAAUGUGGGUGGUGACCGGACGCCACGAUAUACCAGUGAGACAGGACUCCAGACCUACAGGCUGGUUCAAAUCUAACAAGAGACAUCACGCUAUGUACCCGUUCCAUGAGGAGAGGACCCGGGCUGAUGACUAUGGGGAGAUUAUCAAGCCGGAAGAUUACCGACUGGCGGAGAUCGUGGACCCCGACGGCGAGAUCCGAGACGUGCCGCCGGCGCCGCCGCCCAAGGAGGAGCCCGAAGAGGAAAUGUUGGAAAUCCCGAGUAAAUGCGUGACGAGCACGCGUCAAGUCCACGUGAAAGCGAACGUGCAGUACAUCGAGCUGGAGGGGAGAUGUGACGGGGACUCGCUGCUGCGCCUCGCCGCGUGCGCGCGGCCGCGGGCGCUCGCGGCGCUGCGCGCGCGCCCGGCUGCGCUCGCCGCGCUCCGAAAGCACUGUGAGAACGAAGGAAUCGAAAAGAUUUUCACGCCGAACAAAGGCGACAUUAUAGAUGCAACAACUGAGUCGCAUAUUUACCAGGUGAAGCUGACGGACAGCGUGAUGAGCGGCCUGUCGUGGCGCAGCGCGCGCGACGCGGAGCUGGCGUGGCUGCGCGCCGCCGUCGCGCGCCCGCGACUCUCCGACACCACCAGCGAGGAGCUACCGCCCGACCAGCUGCUGUCGCUGGAGCCGGCGCCCGCGCACCUGGUGGCGCCGCACGCGGCCGCGUUCGUGAACAGCGUGCGGCUGUCGGAGCUGCGCGCCGCCGUCGCGAAGCUAGGGCUCAGCGCCGAGUUCUCAGGCGGCGCGCUCGAGUGCUGCAACGGGACUCUGGCCAUACGCCGGUUGGAAAAUGGCCGCGUGGCUUUGGAAGGCGUGCUGUCCGAAGAGUAUUACAAAGUGAGAGAGUUGCUUUAUGACCAAUUCGCUAUAGUGUAGUGUUACGACUGAUUAUUGUAAAUAAAUCGAUUAUAAUGUAUUGCUUUUUGAUUUUUAGAUGUAGUUGUAGUUAGAUUUAGUGGUGUAUUGGGAAUAUAUAUUUAUACAUU
Molecule: messenger RNA, 2493 nt
Organism: Plodia interpunctella (Indianmeal moth)
Lineage: Eukaryota; Metazoa; Arthropoda; Insecta; Lepidoptera; Pyralidae
Gene: CPSF2
Product: Cleavage and polyadenylation specificity factor 100
Exons: 14
Coding region: 194-2383 (729 amino acids)
Biological process (GO): mRNA 3'-end processing by stem-loop binding and cleavage
Cellular component (GO): mRNA cleavage and polyadenylation specificity factor complex
Molecular function (GO): RNA binding
Source: RefSeq, a predicted model, not a curated record